AUGUUGCGAUCCGUCGAGCUGGGGCGCGCAGUACUGCAUGCACCCACUGCACAUCACGAGCUAUGGCUCACAACAUUGAUCACCAUCUCACCAAAACAGGACUCACCUUACCUUGCACAGCUCACACCAGUUCAGUGUCUUGAAGCCCUUGCAUCCGGGUCACUGUGGGUUGAUCGUGGACACGACAUGCAUGUGGAUUUACAAUUGACGGUGAAUAACAAGGCGCUGCCCCACAAGCAACUCCAAAUCCUCACGAAUGCUAUUCUCCAGGCUCCAGUAUGGCAGCAAUUAAUGUUAAGACCGAGUCUUCCCAGCAAUCCCACAACAAACCCGGGAACGAUUCGACUCAAUAUCAGUCACGCUGCUGUCGCUAGAGAGGAAGUAGGACAAAAGCAUCAUAGGCUGUUUUCAGAUGUCCCAGCUACAGAUAUUGGGCCACCAGAUGAUGUCAUUUCCGUAUCACUUCAUUCAGUUCGCCUCUGCCUGGAUAUUCUAGAGAUAGGUCCACGCCGGAAGCUUGUAGUGCCGAGAUCGAAUCUCUCUCCGAAUGAGCGCAUUGAAGCCGAAGAUAAGACUAUGAUGCUUUUUGAUGCAGAAUCGACUGGAAACGCCCCAAGUCACGAUGUACCAAAACCUUUUCCGUUUGAUGCUAGCAGAAAACGAAAACGAUCUGUCACUAGCAUGUCACUGACGCCUCUGGAAUCUCCCGGCCGACACCUUAACCGUGAAGAAAGAGAUACGCGGGUCGAUCUUAGUUCCCAGGCACCGCACAGUCUUUCCUCGAUGAUACAAUUUCAAGCUGACGUGCAAAGCAUGGUCGAUAGCGCGCUACGUCUCUCCAUACGCGGUACAAUAUCCAAACAUGCCACUGGUUUAAAAGCCAAAGCAAAUACAUUCAGUCUAGGAUUGGCUGAUGUAGCCCCUGCGUUAUGGAGAAGCGGGUACAUGGAAGCUUUGUCUCAGAGAGCCCAAUUAAUUCCUACGAUUGCCCAAUCACUUGUUCAAACAGGCUUUGCAAGAACAAUUUCUAUCUCGCUGAAGCCCAAGAUGGAGAUCCUCAGCAACGCUACUUGUGAGGGUGGACGAGAUAAUGCCCAUAGAUCAGAACACGCCAUUGAUCCCAACACCGCUCGUGUCACGCGAUAUGUCGCAAGUAAUCUAUGGGUACAUUCACAAAAGAUUCUACUUCGCGACCCUACACCGCCGACGUUAGCUUGUAUUGGCUCCACUUCAGACGAAGUCUACUCAGACACAGAUGAUAUGUCAGUGGGGAGAGACACCGAUUGGAACGAAGGUAUAUAUGCAGAACACCACAAAGACAUGGCCCUUAACAACUCAAGCGAAGGUACUAACGACGGAUGUUUACUGCCUUCUACACCGCGUUCAGUGGCUGGUGACAAUCAUCAAGUCCAAAAUCCUCACCAAAUCCUUAUCAAGCCCAUCACUGACUACGGUAUUGCCACUUCGGAAGAAGAGUUAUUGUUUGAUCCACUUUCCUACUAG
Molecule: messenger RNA, 1503 nt
Organism: Bipolaris oryzae ATCC 44560
Lineage: Eukaryota; Fungi; Ascomycota; Dothideomycetes; Pleosporales; Pleosporaceae
Exons: 3
Coding region: 1-1503 (500 amino acids)
Source: RefSeq, a predicted model, not a curated record